Mastomys coucha (southern multimammate mouse) is the source of this 11047-nucleotide messenger RNA. RefSeq lists its product as uncharacterized. Lineage: Eukaryota; Metazoa; Chordata; Mammalia; Rodentia; Muridae. The record is from RefSeq and is a predicted model, not a curated record. Bases 820 to 1431 code for a protein of 203 amino acids. The transcript is spliced from 8 exons.
GCAGAAGGCGAAGAGCUGGAAUAGAGCUCGCCUCGGCUCUGCUCUGCGGGCCUUGGCUGCAGCUCUUCCAGAGACCCGGGGCGCCCACAGAAGAAUCUCUUACCUGGCUCUCUCUUCAGGGAUGACAUCAUCGGCUCACACCAGUCUUCCAGGACCACCUUUUGGAUGCCAAGGCUGCUGCUGAAGUACCUACUGUGCACCUCUACCUCCUGAUCCAAGGAGCAUGGAUUCCAGGAACCCACUGGCAUACAGAGCAACUUUUUGUGGACCCCCCCAGGAUCAGGACAGCGAGGACAAGCGACAAAGAGGAUCAUCAGUGUCCAGCUAGUCUCUCUGGGGUUCAAACCUUGAACCAAUGCCCUAGUGAGGGGGCACUGGCCAUGACCCUCGACAUUUGCUCUGCUUGUGUCUUGAGUCCGAGCCCUUUCCUGUACAUUUGUGCUUGUGUUCAUCUGCUAGUGAACUGUAGUGCUGCCCUCCCCGAGAGGCGUUGUCCCUUGUGACUGACCAUGCUGUCCUAACAAUGUCCUGAGCAGAAGGGUCCCUUUGGGAACCUCUCAGGAGGGGAACCUGGGCCAGGGGCGAACAGCAUCUUGCUGGCAACUCUGUGGGUGGGGUGGGGUGGGUGCUUCCUUCUGGAAUGAGCAUGUGGCUGACCCCCAAAGGCAUGUCCUUUCCCCCCUCCUCCACCCACCUUUUAUUGCAGAUGUCCCCUUCCUUUUGGGGUAGUGGGGACAUUAGGAGCAACCUCCUAGGGUUGUUGUGAGGAUGAAAUGAACUGCAGCAGCCUGAGGCAGGGCUGGGAAGAGACCUCAGCACAUGUUUGUUGAAAGGUUUGCAGGUGGAUCUAGUCCCCCGCACCCCGCUCACGUCUCACAUGUCUCACCUAGUCUCCUGCAGACUCCUGGAGCCCCUAUGCCCAGGGCUCUCCUUUCGCCAGCCGGCUUCCUCGAGGCCUGUCUACACUUGCUGCUUUCCUUCCUCACCUCCAAUUUCCCCUCCAACCCACUGCUUCCUGACUCGCUCUUCUCCAUCGAACGGCUCUCGCUCAGGCCUGUCGCGUCUUCCUGUGCCAUUUCCUGUUGUGCUCAGGUUCCACGAGCUGCCCAUCUCCACAGAGGAGCAGGUGAGGCCGCUGCGUGUCUUCAUGCGUCUGGCAUUGCCCACCGGCCAUGCCGGCUGAAGAAGAGAAGACUGAGGACCCCACGACCCCCGGCGCAAGGACCCCACGCCGCCCAGCGCGAGGACCCCACGCUGCCCAGCGCAAGGACCCUACGCCGCCCAGCGCGAGGACCCUACGACACGUUGCAACCCUCCUGGAUUAGGCCGAAGUCGUCAUCUGGAUUCCUGCGUGGGACCCUGGACACACGGAAACAGACAACCUGCCCCCAGGACCCUCCAACUGUAAAUCGAUUGGAAGCGCCCUUGUGAGCUGGGGCCUUCAAAGGGCUGAGGAGAAAAUGCAGGCCGAGAGACCAGCUUCUCAAAUAGGCUUCAAGCCUCCAUGACCUGAGCUCACCCCCUGGAAAUGUCUGGAAAACAUAAUGGGCAGGUUUUCUGUCUUCAAAGUUUCCAUCAAAACCUCUUCAAGUUCUUUAUUGUUUAGGACUGAGACACUUGGGGACAGUAAUGGGGACUUUCUUUUGUAUCUGUCUUGAAAGGCCAAAAUAUUUUUAUAUUGCUGUAGACAAAGCCACCUAUUUACAAAUGAACUCUGUUCCGUCGUUUCCCACCGGGAAGACCGUACUAUGUUUGUGUCUCUAUGUAUUCUGGGGUCUUGAAACAGGUUUCUCAUGGGGAUGGCCAUUCACUGGGGCCCAGAGGGGCAGAAGGGGAAGUGCCUACCCUGCCACGUGGGUCUGGGGAAGGAGGGGGGCUAGUCACAGAUUUGCUCCUUGUAUGUCCAGGGUAAACCCUGGGAGAAUCUGGUGGUAAAAGAACAUAUGCUGUGUUUGCCUCACAUCUGCCAUUUGUGUGUGUUUCUGGGCUGCGGGUUUGCACACUUUGGUGGUUAACGUGGUGGGAGGAAGUAAGAUGGGCCAAGAGGCCACGGGUGCUCUGCUUUUCUUGUUGGGAGGCUGUUUCACUGGUGUGUGUUACAUCACAUAAUGCAUGUUUAGCUGGGUGUGGGAAAACAGUGUGAAGGGACAGAGAAACAAAUAGCUAUAGAAAGCAAGUCGUGGUGGGAGCGCAUAGUCACCAUUCCAUCUCAUUGGUGUCCAGGCAAUUCAUAUAUGACUGAAUAAAAUGCCGGGUAUAGAGAGGGCCAUGUACAAACUGGUAUUGGGCCAUCGUGGACCUAAGGAAGUUUUUUAAUUGAAGAAGGAAUUCUAAAUAACAGAAAGAAGAAUAAGAAGAACUGUCUAAGCCAGCUCUGAGGUUUUUUAGGCCCCUUAAUAUAAACAGACAGACGAUGGGGUGAUCAGAGAGAAGGAAAUAGGAAAGAAAGAAAACAAACAAACAAGGUGCUUACAAAAUAUGGGUGUGUGUGUGUAAGCAUGCAAGGAGAACCCAGCUAGGUUAGUAUUCGGGUGAUAGAUAGUUAAUCCUGUGUAAGCAUCUCAGCUCCAAGGGGAUGAGAGGCAGCAAGUGAGAAAGAGAGGACACACAGGAGGCUUAACAAGACAGGCAGUGUUGAGAGAGAGAGUGUGUGUGAGCGAGCCACCGAGUACGGACAGCCCAGGAACUUCAGGGGAUGGUUAAGCUAGGCUUCAGUCUGACCACUUCAUUCUACCAGCAAAGAAAGGCUUAAAUACUAAAAAGAAGAAAAGCGGGAAGAAAGGAUGGUAGAUGUGAAAGGCAUAGGGACUGCAAGUGCCAAUGAGGGAUGCUUGCAGGUGACUUGAUUCACUAGCCUUGCAGCUGAGAAAGACAGCCAGUGACAAAAGGGAAGAAGAAAGGUAAUAAUGCUCUCACAAAUAGGAUAGGUAGAUGAAUGUAGCUAGAAGACACGGCACGGCUAGGGACGGGAUGAGAGGCUGUGUCAGCAGACUGGUUAAUUCCCAUCUGUGCUUCUGAGAUGGACAAUGACCCACCCAACCAAGAGACCUUUCAGGCAUCAAUAUGUCAGGGAGGGCUUCAGUGGGGCAAUGGAGGGGAGGCCCAUUAAUAGCAGAUUAUGAUGUAUCCAAUUAGGUGCACCUGCCCUCUGCAAGUGCAGAAACCAGUAUUGAAAUGGAAAGAAAGACUGAAUGGAAGCCGGAGAGUACAAAUGAAUGGAUGGGAAAAAAAGAUUUGCAUUCACACUUAGUGGGAGGGGCUGCCGAGCCCCAGGGUCAUCCGAUCUCCUGGAGAAUAAAAGGGGGAGGGAGUGAUAGAAAGUAACCAUAAGAUGGGGAAGAAAUGAAAAGGAGUGCAGAAGAUAAUAAGUGGGGACAAUUAAGUCUAGGAGCGGGGGCUUGUUUAACACAAGUCAUCCAUAGUAAUUCAAAAUUGAGGCCCUGGGCUGGGCUGGGGCUCAGGGAUGAAGCUGUUGCCUAGCAUGUGCCAAGUUCUGGGUUCCAUCUCCGCCUUGCAAGACAAACACAGGAAACAAAAUUAUAGCCCAGAGAUUGUAAAUGUUGUUUUUGAUGGUAUUGGGACAAAGACCUAGAUGCAUUGGGAGAUAGAGAAAAAGGAAGAGGUGGGAAAGAUUUAGAUGAUUGCAAGAGGAAACAGCAGUUCUUAGAUAAGUGUUUAAAUAUGACGAAUACAUAUCUGUUGGGUGCGUCAAACGAAAAUAUUGAAAAGAAACAAGUUUAGAAGUGACCACACAAGGAUGAGCGGGAAGUGGUGACCUUAGUCAAUCACUGUGGUUCUCAAGCCAUGGCAGGGAUAAAAAAAUGUACAAAGGAGAGAAAGGAAGACACAUGCAAUACUGAAAAGUGAUGAGACAGACAGACACAUUGAAAAGGUUAAGGACAUAAUGAAUAUACAUGGAGACAUAUGCCUGAGAGGGCAAUAUAGGGAUGAGAGAGAACAGCAAGAAUUCUGCUUAAUUCAAAACUGGGUUCCUGAGAUAGCUAACUAUCUCCUGAACCCAAGCUCCAGCAGAGGAGAUUAAAUAACAAAAGAGCUGCAGGCAGACCCAUGUGGAGAAGGCUUGGGACCCUCAGAUCACGCUUAAUCUAAAGCUGUGCACCUGAGGUCCAUAAAUAAAAGAAUAAAUAUUGAAAUAAAGGAGUGACAGAAAGGAUGAAUGAGCACACAUGACUGAAUUAGAAAUGGAAAUGGCCAGAGCAGCCAGGAAGGGGGUGCCCAUGGGACUUCUGCUCAUCUUAUUCUGGGCACCUGAGGUCCCUUCCUGAGAAGAUGCAGGGAGAAGGGGGGAAGAGAAAGGCAUGAAAGAAAAUGAAAGAGAGGAGAGGAAAGGAAAUGAGAAAGUAGCGAAGAGAGGAAGCGAUCUGUAGGUGCCUCGGAAGAGGAACGUCCACAAGGAUUAAUAACGAGGCUCUCAUUAAUCCUAAAGAUCGAUGAGGUAAUCCAGGUCCAGGUUCUUAAGGGGAGGGAGAAUGGAGAGAAUUAAAAAAAAAAGACGCAAAAAAGGAGAGAAAGAUAAUAAAACAAGCAACAUGAUGAAUGGGUAAUUAAGAGAGGCUAUCUGGACAGAAAUAGUAAUGAGUUCCCACGCAUAGUCCUUAAAUAGAUAAAUACAUUAUACCUUUCAAAGAAUUCGUGAAAAAUUGAGGAAUACCAUGGCCCCCAAACAAGGCUGUGCCUUCCAUUGCUGUAAUAAAAUACGUGCAGCGGAGGGCCAUAAAUAACAGUAAAUACUUAAACGUAAAAGGUGACCAAAUAGAGGGAGAAGAUUGCAAGCCCAGAUACAUAAGGGAGGCAAUGUUUGGUUUGCAUGUGUAAUACAAUUAUGUUCACAGGAAAUUAAUAGAUUUGGGGGAAAAAUCCAAAAUCUAAGACAGAGAGGAAAGACAAGGAAGGGAAGCAAGAUCUGAGAGGUGAGGCAGAGACUCAGGGGUGGGCUCAACACGCCUUUUUCUAUUCUGCACACCUAGGCUUAUAAAAGUGAAGCUGUCAAGGCAAGAAGAGAGAUCUGAAAUCUAGGUGGUGGGCAGAUGGAUAGAAAAGGAACAAAAACCACAGGGAAAAGUGGAAGAGGGAUUCGCCAAGUGGGGGCUCCGGGAUCUGAGGUUACAGCUCAUUUAAAGCUGAGCCCUUGUUGUCCCCAAAGGAAUCAAAUCUUAAUGCUUUGGUGAAAGAAGAGAAAAUGGCAACAAUAUUGCAGAAAAGGAGGAAAGGGGGAGGCAGGGAGAGAGGGGGAGGCUGCAUGUGCUAUACACUGCCUCCAUAUAGCCUGACUGACUAGGAACAGCUAGCCAGGAUCAUCAUUGCCAGUUCCUGCUUGCGGGGGCCAUUUCACUGUCUGUCUCAUCUUCAGUCCAUAGACACAUCCCUGCAUAGUGCCUUUUACAUAGACAUGGGUAGGAGGGAAGGUCUCAGGCCUGGCACCCUGUAGAUAGUUGCAUGAAUAAGGGGCACUAUGCCCAGUGGGUACCUUGACUCCUCACUGGGAAAGGAUUUCUUCUGAUCCUGAUGUGAGGGGGAUUAGCCAGUCAAAGGGCAGGAGGAGGUCAGGGGAUAGGAGGCUUGGCCUGCUUCAUACCAUCUUGAGUGUGACUUACACCCAGGGUGCAGACAAAGCGAGCUUGACCUGGAAGUCCAGAGGCCCAAGAGCCCUGGGCGAAGCUAGUCUCUGAGAUUAAGACUGUCUCAGCUUAGAGCUCUAGGUGAGUGGAUCCCUGCCUAGGCUCCCACACAUGAUCCUGGGUCCCAGCCCCUAGACAAAUAUGCCACCCCUGGAACCCGUUUCAAGGCCCGUCUUCCAGAAUGUUUAACCUUGUGUUCUGUAACCAGUAAAAUACGCGUUUGUACUGUGUAUUGAACCUGUCUUCUUACUGCUUCUUACCCCAUGGGCUGCUGGGGGAGACCUGGAGAGUUGUUUUUUUUCUAGUGUCCUCCUGGGACUCUGGGACUCUGCUUCUUCCCAGUUUUCUUUCUCUGUUGUGGACAAGAUUUUGUAGAGUUGUGUGUUGUAUGCUUGUGUCUGACCAUUAAAAAAAAAAAAAAAAAAAAAAAAAAAAAAGAGUCACAGCCCUCCUUGACUUCUUAAAACUAAACCAAAUCAAACCAAACCAAACCAAACCAAACCAAACCAAACCAAACCAAACCAAACCAAACCAGAUUCUUGUCAGGUGCCUAAGCAGGAGGACAGUAGCUUAGCUGGAUCCAGGGAGCAUGUGCAGACCCGAGAGCAUUGUGGACAGAUAUGGCAAGGGGGCUUUGGUGGGAGCUGACUGCAGGCUUAGUAGAGAGAAGGCAUGCAAGGUUGGGGCGGGUGGGGCUGCUGCUACCUGAGUUGCUGAGGAGGGGCCCCUGGAAGAAGCAUUUUGAGAUGACUGAAGAAGGAAGAUGGGCGCUCCCUACCUACGCUUCUAGCUUCAAGGUUUUUAGUGUAGGCUCUGGAUAGAUGGCAACAGCCUCCGAUCGUGGAAGACACAGCCUAACCUUGUCAGAAGCCACCUUCUGUGCCCCCAGCACCACGUGUCUGGGCCACGUGAGCAACGCCACGUGGGCCUGACGUGGAGCUGGGGCCGCAGGGGUCUGAUGGCCUCCUGGUUCAGAAUCUGGGGCUCUGCCUCGGCGUUUAUCAUCCUUGGGACAUCUGCUGACCUGGCUCCGGAAGAUUGUCCACACAAGUCUGAGUGACUGUGUGAUAUGAGGGGGCGGGUGGAGACACUCAGGGGGCGGGGGAAGGCCAGAAAGGUCUUUGCAUGGGGCUCAUAUACAGCUGUUUAGAGAGUCAGGCAAGGUGACAAAAUGGCAGAUGUGGGAUUGGGUGAGGAGGAGAACGCUGGGACUACCUGUGGGCUACAGCUGUGAGACAGUGAGAUGGGGCAGCAUGGGGGUGGGUCUCUAGGUGGGCCUUGUCUCAACAUUCAGACCAGAACAUUGGAGGGGUGCCAUGGGUUACUUUGGGUCAGUGGGACCUUGGAGGGAACAAAGGCUCUGGUAGGUAACUUUGCCAUAUCACCUUGGGAAUAAUGAAGGAUAGAUCCAGCUAUUUUGAGUCUUUGGGGUUCUGAGAGUCAUGGUAGGGUUCCCUAGGAUACCUGUGGGGAGGGUGGUCUGCAUGUGCUCCCAAGUUGGGGUCCCAGCACUUCUGCCCGCUCAGGGCUGUCUUAGACAUAUUUGUUUAUUCUUUCAACAUUAUAAAAGAAGGCAAAUUUUGUCUUUUGAUUGACACACAUAUGCAAAACACAAGUCCUUUGUCUGAUAAUACUGGGACCUACAGCUCUCCUUGGCUCCCCCCGGCAACUUUGAGCCCACCUUAGGUGCAGGUGGGCCAAAGGCCCUGGUGUUUUCUGAGGUGAAGUUGUCAAUGUAAAGAUAUAUAACUCAGAGCAGGUGUAAACACGCCAUCAACUCUGCCCUUCAUGUGCUCCAUCUUCCUGUCUGCCUUUUCUUUCGAGCACAGUUUUCUUGUUUUAUUUUACUUUUUAUUUAUUUUUAUUUAACGAGCAUCCUUUUUUAAAAAGAAAAGCUCCACUGGUGGUGCUUACUUUUCUGUUGGUGUUUUCUGUCUGUUGCAGUGAGCAUCUUGUCCACAUUUUCAUUGCUCCAUGAUCUCUCUCACCUGCUUGGGUUCCACUGAAUGGCUAUGACAUCAUCAUCUACCCAUCUUUUCUGUUGCUGGUGCAUGAUCAUCUCUUUCUUUUUUUAUUUUACAUUACCAAUGACAUCACAACUAAUGGCAUUGCACAACCAGCUUUCCCAGCAUCCUUUGCCCCCCACCCCCAACCCCCUACAUCUAGCUCUUGCCAUGGCUCCUUUCUUUUCACCUUGCUUCCUUCUGCUAGACUGUGAGCCCACUCAGGGCAAGGAGCUUGCGGAACUGAGCUCUGUAUUUCUUGUAGGGAGUCUAUGAAUGUUGACUGCAUACGUGUGAAAGGGUGGACAUGUAUGAGUGACAGUGAUUGAGAGAGUGGCAGGCAGAUGAGAGGAUAGAUGAAUGGAUUAAUGAAUGAAUGGCUGAGUGAGUGAAUUCGAAAGUGAAUGGACAGAUUCUCUGUGGCUGAGCUUGGAUGAAAGGAUAGUGGUGUUUGGCUGUUGGUUGAUUGAAGAAAGCCUACAGUGUUUUAUCUUGUCUGAUGUAUUAGCAUUUAAGGUGAUGUAUUAAUACUUAAGAUAUCUGCUGACUCCCCCACCCUGUUAAAAAAUGCUUUCAUGUAUGUAAAACUUGUUCUGAUUACUAAUGAAGGCUGAAUACUUUUCACCCAUGUUUGCUAACAAAUUGUAUCUUAUCUUCUGUGAACUGUUUGUCCAAGUCCAGUGGAUUAUGGCUCUUUAAAGAUCUUGGUUGCUUGUGUCCCUAGACUAGGCAAGGGUCUUUCACAGUCAUCUACAGAGUGAUGUGGGAGGCCCAACUGACUUGCAGGUAGUUUGACAUUAGGAUUUACUUACCCUUGACAAUAGGAAGGGUGAUAUCUUGAACCAGCAUGCAGAGAACAGUUUUAGGCUUGUGUCUGGGUUUACCGUGCCUUUAUAGCUUAUGAGCUCUGACCUGUCCUCUGUGCCUCUUGUGGUGUGGUAGCCCUUCAUUUUGUCCUCCUGAGUGAUGGACUACACAUCUGCCUCUCCCCUUUUAUCAGAAUGUAAACUCUGGAGCCAAUUCUUACAGGAACUGGCUUCUUCGUGUUCUGUCAUCUGUCUUCAUACAUCCCUUAGCUCUAGCUUUCCCUUGCACCUCAGUGGCAGUUGUGGACUUUUAGGGAAUGAAUGGAAAAUCCAGUUCAGGACUGAUGUGACUCCCUCAGGUUAGUCCUAGGAUCAAGGCCAUUUUCUAGUCUCUGCUCUUCCCCUUACAAUCUCCUCAGAGGGUAGUUCCUGCCAUCUGGGUAGGGUAUGUAUUCCAGGAGAACUCACCUUCCAGAACACCCUCCCACCCUCUACUAUAGCACUUAGCAUGUUUGCCUAUGUUCGGCCCUCUCACUCCAUGCUUUUGUGGACAUUGAAGCUUGGAAAGCCAGUGAUGACUUCAACUGACUUUAUUCAUCUACCUAUCCACCUAGCUAUCCAUCUAGUCAUCUGUCUGUUCACCAUCCAUCCAUCCAUCCAACCAUCCAUCCAUCUACCCACCCAUUCACCCAUGCAUCCAUGCAUACACGAAUUGAGCCUCCAUCACUUGACCUGGUGCUUUGGGCCUCUCUCCCUCUCCUGAAAGCAAACCCCUUCACCUUGGGCAAGCUGUGUGACACCAUGGGCUGUGGUCGUGAAGCAAGACCCCCUUUCACAGCCUCCUCCUCCACCUUCUCCUCCUCCUAGGUCACGGCUCUGAGCACGUCCCAGCUGGACCCCAUCACCACAGCUUUUUCUCCAUAAGGCUUCUCAAACCUCACACCCUUCUAUUGUGAUACAGGAGGGUCAGGUUCCCAGAGUGCCCUGGGGCCGGCCCCUCCCACCAUAAGCAGAGCUGCCUCCCCAGGCUUCAUCCUGCCUGGUGCAUGGUCCCUGUCAUGAGCUUUGCCUCCCCCUUGCAGCUUCCUCCACCAGAUGGCGUGGUUGUAACUCAUGUGCCCGUUCCUUCACACCUUCAUUCAUUCAUUCUCUUACAGUCAGCAAGCAUCUUUAAAAAAAAAUUAGCUAGUGCUAUACUAGAGCUGGCUCCCAAGGACCCAUGGCACCACUGUCCUUUGAAAGAAAAGAUGGGGACAUUUGUAAAGAAACUGUGUUUGUGUGGCCAAUAAGAGGAGCUCCCUGAUUUCAAUUCAAACUUCAGGUCUGAGUUCUAUUGCAAGCUUGAUUGCUCUCUCCAAUUUUGUUCCUCACAAAACUAGGUUGAUUAGUAAUCAGCAAACUGUGUUCCCUGGGUGCUCAGAAAUCACAGCCCAUAUCCUUAAGAGGCCCAAAUGGGGAGUGGACUAAGCAGUAAGCAGCUGCCUCUGGCUGUGAGCAGGCUUUCAAGGCUGGGAGACACUCUGUUCUUCUACAAGGAUGAUCUGAGAGUCAUUCUGGCCACUUUGGAGCUCAGCUAAUGCUUGGCUCCUUUUUAGAGUAAAUUGCAGGAGAUGGUUGCUUGUACAGGUGACAAGGAUCAUAUCUUAGUGUCCUUUCUGAAUAAUCCAUUCGUAGGCCCAGGGGAGAAAGACAUGUGGCACUUUGCAAACCCCGAGCUCAGCCCUGUGGAUUUGGGUGGGGGGUGAGGUUCCAGGCUAGGUGAGGCCUCCUUCCAGCUUUCUGCUGUGAAGGGGAUGAGGCACAGGUCUCUUCUGAGUUCUCUUCCCACUGGAAGCAGUAGGAUUUGGCAAGGCCAGGAUCUGGAUCUGGACAAAUUGUGUGAUGAAUCUUAUCUCAGGGCUGUUGUGAGGAUUGGUGUAACUGGACAUUUCUGACUGUGACUCUAGAAGGCAGUGUAUGUGUCCCUGGGGGUAUGCCAGAGCAUUGGAAACCCUACCCCUGGGGUGGGGGUGGCCUUGCUGGGGUAUACUGGGGAAUAGUCUGUGUCUCUGUGUCUGUGUAUUUUCAUAUAAAGUGAGUCUUUAGAUAGUCCCUCUGCCCUCUGCCCCCUUGGACACAUCCACACCGACCUCUAGGAGAGGUUGGGGUUGCCUUUAGUGCUCUGACUGAGGACCAAGCCUCUGAUUCAGAACUGUAUUUGGCACCUAGUGACAUCUCCUUCCAAAAGGGUCUUCCCAGGGGAGUACUUGGCAUGGUCUGGCAGUCCCCAUUGUCCCUUUCCCAAUGUCCUCUCUCCCACUAACAGCAUCAGGCCAAACUGCCUGAGAUCUGGUGCCUACCACAGUGCCUGGCCAGGGGUAGGGCUUCAGUUAUCUUCUGUUGUAUUUGUGUGGAUAGAUGGGCAGCUAGCACUUGUAACGGGUCCUCGGGGCAGAUGCGUAUGCUCUGAUACAGUGGUUUGUAAUGGGGAAUGUAUCUGAACCCAUAUCAAAUCAUCUCUCUGCCUUAACCUGUUAACCAGCCACUGUUGUAGUAGGCUUUUGCACAUUGCCGUGUUGUCUUUCAUGCUAAGUAAAAGAACUCUUGCUUUCUGCUCCGA